UGUCAGAUUUUUUCCCUUAUUUACUUGCAAAUAGGACUAUAAUAGACAAAGUAAGGCUUCUAUUGGUAGGACCAAUAAAGCAUUAGCAAAAAUUAUUGCAUGACUAAGACUGCCAUUUAUUUUGAAGUUUUUAUUUAUCAGAGAGAAAGAGAGUAAGAUCUCAUCUGCUGAUUCACUCUUUGAAUGCCUUUAAUGCACAGGGUUGGUCUAAGGCUGGAGUCAGACCUGCAAUCCAGGUCUCCCAUGUGGGUGCCAGUAACCUAAUUAUUUGAGCCAUCACCACUGUCCUCUGGGGUGUGCAUUGGUGGGAAACUGGAGUCAGGAGCCAGAAUUGGAUUUUGAACCCAAGGUACUCUAAUGUGGGAUGAUGAAACGAGGAGGAAGAGAGAGUGACCGUAAUUCAUCAGAGGAAGGUCCUGCCGAGAAAUCCAAGAAACUGAGGACUACAAAUGAGCAUUCUCAGACUUGUGAUUGGGGUAAUCUCCUUCAGGACAUUAUUCUCCAUGUGUUUAAAUAUUUGCCUCUUCUUGACCGGGCUCAUGCUUCACAAGUUUGCCGCAGCUGGAACCAGGUAUUUCACAUGCCUGACUUGUGGAGAUGUUUUGAAUUUGAACUGAAUCAGCCAGCCACAUCUUAUUUGAAAGCCACCCAUCCAGAGCUGAUCAAACAGAUUAUUAAAAGACACUCAAACCAUCUACAGUAUGUCAGCUUCAAGGUGGACAGCAGCAAGGAGUCUGCUGAAGCAGCCUGUGAUAUAUUAUCGCAACUUGUGAAUUGUUCUUUAAAAACACUUGGACUUAUUUCGACUGCUCGGCCAAGCUUUAUGGAUUUACCAAAGUCUCAUUUUAUCUCUGCACUGACGGUUGUAUUUGUAAACUCCAAGUCCCUGUCCUCGCUUAAGAUAGAUGAUACUCCUGUAGAUGAUCCAUCCCUCAAAGUAUUGGUAGCUAACAACAGUGACACACUCAAGCUGCUAAAAAUGAGCAGCUGUCCUCACGUCUCUCCAGCAGGUAUCCUUUGUGUGGCUGAUCAGUGUCAUGGCUUACGAGAACUGGCCCUGAACUACCACUUACUAAGUGAUGAGUUGCUACUUGCUUUGUCUUCUGAAAAACACGUUCGUUUAGAACAUUUGCGCAUUGAUGUAGUCAGUGAGAAUCCUGGGCAAACACACUUUCAUACUAUUCAGAAGAGCAGCUGGGAUGCUUUCAUCAAACAUUCGCCCAAAGUGAACUUAGUGAUGUAUUUUUUUUUAUAUGAAGAGGAAUUUGACCCAUUCUUUCGUUAUGAAAUACCUGCUACCCAUCUUUACUUUGGGAGAUCAGUCAGCAAAGAUGUGCUUGGCCGUGUGGGAAUGACCUGCCCCAGGCUAGUUGAACUAGUAGUAUGUGCUAAUGGAUUACGACCACUUGAUGAAGAGUUAAUUCGCAUUGCAGAACGUUGCAAAAAUUUGUCAGCCAUUGGACUAGGUGAAUGUGAAGUCUCAUGUAGUGCCUUUGUUGAGUUUGUGAAGAUGUGUGGUGGCCGCCUGUCUCAGUUAUCCAUUAUGGAAGAAGUAUUAAUUCCUGAUCAAAAGUAUAAUUUGGAGCAGAUUCAUUGGGAGGUGUCUAAGCAUCUCGGUAGGGUAUGGUUUCCAGACAUGAUGCCCACUUGGUAAAGACCGCAUGAUAAUAGGGCAUGACAAAUAGCACCUUAACUUCAAGCAAAUGUAUUAUAAUAAAAGUUUAUUUGCUGUAGUUACGAUAUAAUUCUACUAUUUUGUGGCACAGAAAUUUGAUAACUUCAGUUGAGUAUAUAAGGAUUGUUUCAGAAAACUCCAUUUGUUUCUUUAGUAUAACAACAAUCAAAUCUCCAAAAAAGAGGUAGUUUCAGGUAUGAAAGUAAUAACCAGUUUUAAAAGUUAAACAGUUUACAGUCUGAAGGAAACAAAACCUAUAUAUUUUAAUAUUCAAGAAAUGAGUACUAAUAGGUUUUCUGAAAUGUUAUGUUCUCUAUGCAUUUUUUAAAAAUGUAAACUUGACAUUUUAGGGUCUUCAGUUAUACAUACACCUGUUAUAAGGUGUUUAAUAUAGCUCAGGAAAGUGAGCAUUUUGUGAGAAAAAUGUAGAAUAUAUCUUAUCUAAUGAAAAAGAUUGGUUGAAUGUUCUCUAAUGUUACAAAGCAGUUUAAAGAAAAAGAAAUACAUAAGAAUAAUUGGAACCCUUAGAAAAGGUGUCACACAAUGGUUACUAUAGAAAGAUAAUACUCAGAGCCAAGAUCAAAUUAAAAGAAAAUAAAUGGAAUGGGAGACAGUGUUUAGCUUUGUAUAAACUCUUAGGUUUGUUCUAUAAUCUGCUAAACCAUGUAAGUUCUUUUCUGUGAUGUUACUUUUUAUGUGGCACUUGAGGCAUUGUAUGUAAAGUAAGGAAUGCUUUACUAUUUCUCCUUGGUUUUCUUUAUCUUUGUUUAAACUAGUUUGAAGUAUUACACAGUAAUCAAAAUGAAAAGCUUAUCUACUUUAAAAAGCCAAAUUGAAAUAAUUAAGGGUAGAACUUUAAAAUGUUUAUACGUUGUUUCCAUGAAAGAAUAUUAGUUUCCAGUGAAUUUUAGUGAUGGCUCUUUUUUUCCAUUUUGGAAUUAUAUAAUUGUAAGUAGAAUUUUAAAAACCAUAAAAGGAGCACCCAGUGUAUAGUUCAGCAUAAACAGUGAAUUUUAAAGAGGCUGUGUUUAAGUUGAUAAACAUAUUUUUGAGUAAAUAUUGCUCAGUAAACUGGAAAACUUUAAUAGAAAAAUGUCUGCAGUUUCGUGAUUGUUAAUUUGGUUGAGCUGAUUUUUUAUAUUAUUUAAGUAGUAUUUUAUAUUACUUUCAUAUGAAUAAAGGUAAGCCAUGCAUUUUAGAGUCUGUAAAACUACUAAGUUUGGGGCUAUAUUUUGUUUUUGUUUUUGUUUUUUUUUCUUGAAAUUAUAUAAACUUUGAUUCCAGGCACUAGUGCUAGUAAAUAUUCCCCUCCUAAGGGAAAUUAGCAGUUUACCCCCAGUGGAAUAUAGUCAUAUUUGAAAUGGCUCUCUUCAGUAGUGUGACUUUUAGAAGAUGUCUUGUUAGUUAUGGAAGCUAAGAAUCUUAAAAUAGAUGACCUUUAUAAGAAUAAAAUAAAAGGUGAUUUUCUGUGUAAAGUAUGCUUUUCAAAAGUAAUGGUAUUCUACCCUGUAGCCACAUAAAAAUGAGAAAGAAAAAAGGUUGAUCCAGACUUGAAAAGUAAAAUAAAUUAUUGUAUUAUUUUCCUUCUUGAUAAAUAGUAAAGACCUUUGUUUGUACAAGACAUAUUGGUAUUAGUGGAUGAUUUUAUUUUUCCUCUCUUGAACAACUUUGGAAAAUGGAUUUCACAGUACAUAAUCAGUUCUACUAACCAAAGCUUUAUUUGGAAAUUUAGUUUUUGUACAAAUUGAAUUAUAUAAUGCUUGAAAUACUUUGUCACUUUAAAGUAAAAUGCAUAGCACUUAAUUUGUUUAUACUGUAAAGUAUAUGUUAAAUGCUUUUAUCAGUUUGAGAAUAAAGAUAGUUACUAAU
This is a messenger RNA of Lepus europaeus (European hare), 3544 nucleotides long. It is a transcript of the gene FBXL3, whose product is annotated as F-box and leucine rich repeat protein 3. Gene Ontology annotation, cellular component: nucleus; cytosol; SCF ubiquitin ligase complex. The coding region runs from base 365 to 1654 and encodes 429 amino acids. Gene Ontology annotation, biological process: SCF-dependent proteasomal ubiquitin-dependent protein catabolic process; G2/M transition of mitotic cell cycle; regulation of cell cycle. Gene Ontology annotation, molecular function: protein binding. The record is from RefSeq and is a predicted model, not a curated record. Lineage: Eukaryota; Metazoa; Chordata; Mammalia; Lagomorpha; Leporidae. The transcript is spliced from 5 exons.